AUGAGAAGGUCUGUGUGUGAGUUCUUUUAUGAACUUUAUGCCAAGACAAUAGUUCUUGUAACAUACAUGCUAGUAGAACUUAUCCUUAUCAUUCGCUACCUUAAGUCAGAUACACCUCCGAUAUCAACCACUCAAUACCUCAGUUUCAUCGAAGAGAAGAACCCCACAAUUCGGUGCACCACAAGACUCAAGGCAGAGCACAUAGACUGCAGAGUGUGCCUCUCUGAAUUCCAGGAAGGGGAGAAGGUGAGGAACCUCAACUGCAGACACACUUUUCACAAGGAUUGCUUGGACCAGUGGUUGCAGCAAUACUGUGCUACUUGCCCACUUUGCAGGCACAAGGUCUUGCCAGAUCAUGUUGUGGCCAACUACAACCUCCUUCAAAAUCAGGUACAAGAAGAAGAAGAAGAAGAGUAUGAUGGCAAUGAUCACCAACUCAUCUUUUUGUUAUCUGCAUUAAGGGGUGGUAACACUUGGCACACAUAUCUUUGA
Sphenostylis stenocarpa is the source of this 492-nucleotide messenger RNA. The record is from the annotation of a GenBank genome assembly. NCBI's taxonomy places the organism in Eukaryota, Viridiplantae, Streptophyta, Magnoliopsida, Fabales, Fabaceae.